Messenger RNA from Rhineura floridana, 3603 nucleotides. RefSeq names its product DNA damage induced apoptosis suppressor (gene DDIAS). The transcript is spliced from 6 exons. The coding region runs from base 488 to 3346 and encodes 952 amino acids. Gene Ontology annotation, biological process: negative regulation of intrinsic apoptotic signaling pathway in response to DNA damage. Gene Ontology annotation, cellular component: nucleus; cytoplasm. NCBI's taxonomy places the organism in Eukaryota, Metazoa, Chordata, Lepidosauria, Squamata, Rhineuridae. The record is from RefSeq and is a predicted model, not a curated record.
UGCGAUUGGCUAGCUCGGAGGCCAAGAUCCCGCCCCAUCCCUGCCAACAGGGUGCGCGAGCGGACCUGGAGGCGUCGCUACGGUUGAAAGCAAACACAGCGCUCCGAUUGGCUUUAGGGUGGAAAAGGAAAGAAGGUUGGGCGGGGCUUGAGUAGCGAUUGACUGCCUUCAGUUCAGGCGGGGGAAAAAAUAGCCCUCGUCUUCAGGUGCUUCUUUGUCGAGAGUGCCUGUUGGUGCUUUCCUCGCCUCGGAGGGUCGCGCGCUCGCCUUCUCGCUCUUUGUCUGAUUGGUGCACCAGAGCGACGUUGGUGUCGUCACUCCCUUGGGAACGUCGCUUGAGUGUGAGUAGAUCUGAGGCAGUGGUUGAGUAUGCUUUUCCAUAUUGACUCCAAUAGCUAAGGAAAUCCUGAUAAGCACAAACUGCUAUGGAACCCCCAGUUCAUUGCAUAGGAUUCUGGCACAUAUUAUAAGAUAAUUCUGGGAGCACAUGAAUGGCAGACAUCUCUUGGUUGCCUCUGUAAUUUCUGUCCAGAACUCCAACUUUGUGUAUCCUUCAUGUCAAAACUGCUUUUCCAAGCUAUUCAUAGAUUUGAAGAGGUACAGCUGCCCGAAGUGCGGCUGUUCAGGUGACACGAAGGAAGCAAGUUACAGGUAUCGACUCUCACUAGAGGUAGCCAACACUCAUGAUGUGUUUGAAGUGACGGUAUUUGGAAGCUGUUUAGAUGCUUACUUUGGAGUCACAGCAAAGGGCCUACAAAGGUACAUUGAACAACUGAGCCAAGAAGCAAGAGAACCAGACAGGGAUGCAAUUCUGGGUGUGGUUUUUCAAGCAGUUGAAACUUGCUUCCUUGGAAAGAAAUUUGUCUUUGGUGUUAAGAAUUCUAAUAAGCCAGAUGGCACCAGCUCCUUGCAAAAUGGCUGCCAAAUUGACAAGUACCCCAAAGCUCUCACUGCCUGUCAGAUGUUUGUACCAAACCCUGGGCUUGUGGGCUGCACAGUUUUCCAUUACCUCCAGCAGCACCAAUGUUCUCAUUUCAAGCUCAACCGUGGGGGCUUCUGGCCUCCUGAUCUCUUCAUGUCAUUUGAUCAACCAAGCAGGGAGCGCAGUAGUUUACACAACCUUGACACCUUGUGCACAGUUCCAUCACGUCGUGUAAGUGGCCUUUCAAGUUUCUGGCCUCAAUCUUUUGGACUGACUUCCUCCUCUGUUUCUUCAGGAGCAACGGCUGAUCUUAUAGCUCUAUGUUCAAGUAAUGCUGCCUGUAAUGUGCAAAAAUCAGAAGAUAGGCCACUUUCUCUGCAUAGCCAGUCAGUCUGCAAGCCCCAGGAUCAUAACCUGAAGGUGAAUAAGAAAAGAGAACAUGAAGAGAAGAAAUUUCAUUUGCGCCGUAUCGCCAAAAAGAGUGAAUCAGAAAGCUAUUCCCUAUUAGGAAGAGAAGAUUGUAGAUCUUUGCAGAGCCUAUUAGAUGGGAAAGGCUCUUUCAGCAAAAUUAGCAUCCAACAUAGCUAUAGGCUGGAAAAAUCAUGGAACCCUUUACCCCCUCAGAGACACGAUGGUUCUGUUUUUCCCUGUACCCAAUCUUUUAGUGAUGUUAAUGUAGGUGGAAACUCGCAAGAGGUCUCAUGGCUUUGGGAUGAGCUGCCCUCAUCUGAAAGUUUCAAUGAAUUCAUUGCCAAAAUCGAAAAUCACAAAGACAUGGUGUUGCCAACAACGCAUGAUGCUUGGGAGCAUUUCCCUAGUAAGGGGAUUGAGGAAUUCCAUCGUCCUUUUAACCAGUCAUCUCCCAAGCCAGGCAUUUUCAGUACUAAUUUCAUUAUUGGAGACCCGGAUGAGAAGUUGCAGAAGCUAGCUGAGAGGGUAGAAGUGUGCAAAGAAGGUAAUUUCUCUUGUCACCAGCUAAACCUGACCUCCUUCAGUAGCAAGGAAUCUCACCAAGAGGCCUCUUUAUCUACUGAAGAAAAGGAAAAAUGGGGAUGUUGGUCUAGCCAGCACCCAAAUCGCUUGCAUUGGUCCUCCCCAGCUAGAGUUAAACCCCAUUCAAAUGGAAGCUGUCUGUCAUCUAAGGAAGGAGUUGACCAAGAUGUAAGUAGUUCCAAGAAUCUCCAUUCCUGCUCUUCCUUAAAGUCUACCAGCAACUGUCGAGAAAGCCCUUGUCUACAAACCGGGGAGACCACUGCUCACUUAAACUGUAAAGGUGAUAGUAAUUUAGCCAAAUGGGAAAAUAAAAGAAGUUCUAGCUAUCACAUAAACCAAACAGCUGAUCUCACAAACAUCCAGGAACAGGGUUUCACCUUGGUGACUUAUGAAAAAUCAAACAAAGUUUGUGACAAAGAGAGAAAGCUGCUCCCAAAGGUGAAAAAAUAUAAUUCUAGAAGGGGUGAUAGCAGCAGUGUGCUACAGGGCUAUUCCGAUUGCCCAGAGGGUAGUUACAAUGCUUCAGCUGAUCUCUUUGAUUUUAAUGCCAGUGGCGUAGAAGCCACUGAACAAAUGUUCAGCUCUGCCCAUGCUUUCUUGGCACAGGAGGGCACACUGACCAAAAAGUGUGUAAGAGCUGAAUGCGUGCUGAGUGAGCAAGACAUUAGCUGGAAUACUUCUUGGUAUGGAGCAUACUUACACAACAUGUUCACUACUCCUCAACAAAAAACAAGUACUCCAGUUUCUGGUUCAGUAUCUGAAUGGGAGCGCAGUUUUGCAGGUACUCCAGACUUUGUGCCUAAUUCCCAGUCCACUCCCCUUUCCAGAACUUGUCAACAAAUAAGGCUCUCUAGAGGGAAGGAAUCCAUUUUUAGCGAAUUGCCACUGAAUAAAUUGUGUUGGAUCAAUGCCAAACGUAAGAGGCCCAGGCCUUCCUUGAAAAAUCCUUUAAUAAAACAGCUUGUCAGCAAGUUCCUGCAAUCUAGAAGGUCAAGGAAUGCAAACUGUGCUACCACCAAUGUAUCUGAUCCUCAGCAGUUAUUUAUCAAAGACAGCCCAGCCCAGGGGCUAUCUGAAAAUGAUGGCAAAGAAUGGAUUCCUCCAUCUCAGAAAAAAAUGAUACAUUCACUUGCUUUCCAGAAUGGAAAAACGUUGAGGAGCAAUGCUGACUGCCAAGUUGUAGAGAAGUCUCCUCUGUCCAAAAACAAAAUAAGUUGUGGGAUUCCAAAGUGUACUAUUAGUUUCGCUCCUCAAAGACAGCAGCCAGUAGAGAAUGGACCCAUUUGUGAAGAUGAUGUUAAUCCCCAUCAGCAAAUGAAUGAAUCCCCUGUUUCCUGUGCUUUUGCAGAUGUCAAUGGGUCAAACCUGUCUUCCACACCUUGUUGUGUGCAUAACACUGCAGAUUGGUCUUCUGAACUGUUCACACAGUAAACAGCCAGCUCUCCUGUAUGGAGGCCAUUUUGUCAAAUCCAUCCAUUUGCAUGUGAAUUUCCUUUUGAAACAUCCUUUUGAUGCAUUUUCAAUAAUGAGGAAUUUUCUGAAGUGAUUAUGAAACAGGAAAGGGCUAUUUUUUUAAGGGGGGGGACUGCAAACACAUUGUAUUCAUAUUCCCCUUGGCACUUUUGAACAAUGAAUUAUGCCUCCUUGACUGAGCAUUAAAUGACUGUUUCCUAGAAGAUAAAAUAAAA